Molecule: messenger RNA, 3355 nt
Organism: Gigantopelta aegis
Lineage: Eukaryota; Metazoa; Mollusca; Gastropoda; Neomphalida; Peltospiridae
Product: blood vessel epicardial substance-like
Exons: 5
Coding region: 494-1519 (341 amino acids)
Cellular component (GO): sarcolemma
Molecular function (GO): cAMP binding
Source: RefSeq, a predicted model, not a curated record
CGCGACGGCGGCAGUGUACUGUUUAUGCAAACCACUCGACGGAAUUCCGCGGUUAUAGAUCAUACUAAUAUGUUUCUGUCACCGUCCCCCCAGAGGCUUUAGGUUGAAUUUCGGUAAUGGCUCUUAUAAUAGCUUCCAACGUGACAGAAUGUUCAGGGGCCUCUUUUACUGGUUGCUAUGGUGACACGUUUCCUUGUAUCUGUGAAUGUAGGGAAAGGGAAAUAAUUAAUAGCUUGGAGGUGGAAUUGUUCAAAGAGCAGAGAGCAAAGUCAUUACACGCAUGUUGGUGAAUCGCAUGUGAAAGACGAUUGUGUGUUCGAUUGUUCGGCUUAUGAAGGGACGCACUGGUACUCAAAGCCAAGGAUAAAUCUUAAUGUACUGUUUCAAGUGUCAUAAGGCAGCUGCCGUUACUCAGAGUUGAAUGACUGACCACCACGUGACUGAAGGCUGAGAUGACCUCACCCGCGACACCGGCUACAUCAACACCGACGUCAUGUCCCACAUACCCACCGUGACCGACAGCAGCAUCACCAGCCGGCUUUUGUCUCUCCUCAACCUCACCCACGACGACGUGCUGCUGGACGAUAGCACGCCCCCUGACGGCGAUGACGUGCCGCGCGCAUGCCAAGGCUGGCUGGAUGCGCAGCACACGCUGUUCCAGAUGGCCAGUCUGUCGAUGCUGAUCUCCUUCCUGACGCCCAGCAGCUACAAGUACCACGUGUUCUUCAUGCGAGUCGUCGUCCUCAUCGCCGUCGUCCUCUUCCUCCUGUGGGGGGCGCUGCUCGUCUGCAUGGUGGACGUGGUCGCGUGGAGCGCGGCCUUCACCUUGAUCGACGUCGUGCACAUCGGCUACCUGUGCGUGGUGCACUUCCCCGUCCAGACGCACCGACACCUGGAGGCCGUGUUCUCGAAACACUUCAAACCGCUCUCCGUCACGUGGGCAGAGUUCACGCGCCUCAGAAAGACGGGGGCGGAAGUGACGUUGCCUAAAGGAAGUAUAUACGCUAUUGAGGGCAUCACGCGCUGUGGGGAGAAGGUGUCGCUGCUCAUUAAAGGAAGGGUGCGGGUCACAUACGAACGUCUGUUUCUGCACAACAUAGAAGCCAACGAUUUCAUCGACUCGCUCGAGUUCGACUCCACCAUGCCGCACACAGAGACAGACGAGAGAUACCAGGUGACGAUCACCGUGUUACAGGAGAGCAGUCUUCUUACCUGGCAGUUCCCCGCCCUACAGGACCACCUGGACGAAAACCCGGAUUUGCGCACUGCGUUCAGGUACAUCAUAGGGAAGGACAUCUGCCAGAAGCUGUACCAGAUCCAGGAGCAGCUGCUGGCGAACCCGGACUACAUGCGCACGCUGCCCAGUCGACAGUCGUCCAUGGUGAACCUCAGAAACAGCCUCGUCCACCAGGACUCCAACAUCAGUUUAUCGAGACUCAACAAUCUCAGCGUUGUGAAUCGUCCACCAAGGAGUUCCAGUUUGAAAGUGAAACCAUUAAACGAGCAAACGAGUGUAUGAUGUGAAUACUGAACAAACCAGUGAAUGAUGUGAAUACUGAACAAACGAGUGUAUGAUGUGAACACUGAAAAGAAACAGUGUAUGAUGUGAACACUGAACAAACCAGUGUAUGAUGUGAACACUGAAUAAACGAGUGUGUGAUGUGAACAAUGAACAAACGAGUGUAUGAUGUAACCACUGAACAAUCAAGAGUAUGACAUGGACACUGAACAAACCAGCGUACCAUGUCAACACUGAACAAACCAGUGUAUGAUGUGAACACUGAACAAACCAGUGUAUGAUGUGAACACUGAACAAACCAGUGUAUGAUGUGAACACUGGACAAACCAGCAUACCAUGUGAACACUGAACAAACCAGUGUAUGAUGUGAACACUGCACAGACCAGCGUAUGAUGUGAACACUGCACAAACCAGUGCAUGAUGUGAACACUGCACAUCAGUUAGCAAUGAUCGGAACUGUAUUAUACACUGAACUGUAUCGUUCAUUAAAUACACGAGUGUAUGACUGUAUGACGUGAACAGUAACAUAUAUUACACACCACUCAACAAUCAGCAGCAGAAAUGGAUCUUAUAGUGAACAAACGAGAUUAUGACGUGAUCACUGACGUAUAUUACACAUUAAUCAACAGUCAUCGUGCGCUGAACACACGAGUGUUUGACUGUGAUGUGAACAGUGAAACACCUUACACAUAACUCGCCAACCAUGUGAACUGACAUCGUGCGUUGAACAAUGUCUGAACAGAGCUGUGAUGAAAUCAUCUUGCCGUGCCAGCAUUAAACAUAGAUGUGUUUAAUUCUGUCUUUCUAUCUUUUUAAAAUCCCCUACUAGUUCUAUAUAGUUUGUAUCUAUUACUGUCUCUUCCGUUUCUUCUUCGUUAUCUUCUUCUUCUCAUCCUUCUUCGUGUUCUAAGGUGCCCAAAUCUCUCUGCCAACGUGGAGUAAACAUUUUGAAGUGUCAACAUUUGAUACGCAUCUAUAUAUUAUACGUUUGUAUUUUGUAUUCUUCAUAGUUUUGUCGUCUUCUUUCUUCUUCGUCAUUUGAUGUUAGACAUAUGAUGCUGGAGAAACACUUAAUUAGAAACAUAAUAUAUAAGACUUAUGAAGAGGAUAAAACUGUCUAUUAUAAUAAAUGUUACAAAAAGCUCCGAACAAGUGUGAUAUGUCUGUCAUAAAGCUAUUCUCAGAUUGCCGUGUUUACCCGUUCCUGUGAUAAUUAUACGUGUUAUUGAGGUAGAUGCUAAUAGUUUCACUCUCUAUGUGUUCUACUCAAUUACUUACAUAUGGUAUCAGUCUAAUUCUUGAAAAUGUAAACCAAUCUAGAUUUUUUUUUUCGGACUCAUGUGCAUUCAUAAGCAUACUCUCAGCUGUGGGCAAAAUGAUUAGUAUAUCUCUUAGUCGUUUGACUCUACUUUUUUGGUUGAAAAGAUAAGGUGUAAUAUUGGAAGUGUAUCACAUUAUCAACUCCAGUGGGAUUAUCUCGGGAGUGAGCGCAACUCACAGUUAUAACAGAGCCUAUUUGUUGACGGUUUCAAGGCGGAGGGCAACAGCUUUAUCAUAACGAGUUCAACAGAUGAAGAUAAAAAAAAAUUCACUGUGAAAAAUGCUUUAAAUAUGUUCCUGAAUAUCCAUAUAUAGCGCCAUCUUGGCCCCGCCCACUCGGCGGCGCCCAUUCGACCCCGCCCACUGCUCGUAAAACUAUUCAAUGAAGACCAGAGUGAUUGUUAUAUUUUCUACAGAAAUGUUUAUUGGAUAUUAUUGUUAUUAUUAUUAUUAUUAUUAUUAUUAUUAUUAUUAUUUUGUAAUCUAUUUUUCAAGUGAAUAAAUUUAUAAUAUUUC